AUGGUCCGCCUGAAAAGCCGCUACCUCCUCAUAGACAUCCUCUACCCGGACCCAAAAACCUGGCCAACAACCAACCCCUCAGAAUCCCCAAACCCAACCCUCUCAAUCCACGCCCCAACAUCCGACACGCUUACUCCAGGUUUCCUUGCCAAGAUGGUGCGCGAGACCGUGUCGGAUUUGUAUGGUGAUUGGGGCGUUGGGAAGCUUGGUGGUGCUAGUGCUGGUGGUCUGAACAUAAAAUACCUCUCACCCGCAACAUCAACAGCAAUAAUCCGGUGCCCGAGACCUUCCUACCGGUUAGUGUGGUCGGCAUUAACCUACAUGUCCGGUGUGCCGGAGACGAAUUCUGGCAACAACGGUCAAACACGCGCUGGGACGGGACGCGAGCGGGGUUGUGUUUUCCGCGUUAUCCGUGUUUCGGGCACGAUGCGGAAGGCGGAGGAGGAGGCUAUUCGUCGUGCUAGGCGGGAGAUUGUGCGUGUUAAGGAUGCUGAGGAGAGGGGGGUGCUUGGGGGGUUGGUUGGUGGAGUUGGGGAUGCUCUUGGGUCUGUUGAUAUGCACAUGGAUGUUGGUGGUGGGAUUGGGGUUGGGGAGUUGAGUGGGAGUGAGGAUGGGAUGGAUUAUGGGGAUAGUGAUUGA
This is a messenger RNA of Penicillium antarcticum, 639 nucleotides long. RefSeq names its product Rpp14/Pop5 family protein. Bases 1 to 639 code for a protein of 212 amino acids. The record is from RefSeq and is a predicted model, not a curated record. Gene Ontology annotation, biological process: tRNA 5'-leader removal. Lineage: Eukaryota; Fungi; Ascomycota; Eurotiomycetes; Eurotiales; Aspergillaceae. Gene Ontology annotation, cellular component: ribonuclease P complex. The transcript has 2 exons.